Messenger RNA from Aspergillus steynii IBT 23096, 1869 nucleotides. RefSeq names its product Zn(II)2Cys6 transcription factor. The record is from RefSeq and is a predicted model, not a curated record. The transcript has 3 exons. The coding region runs from base 1 to 1869 and encodes 622 amino acids. NCBI's taxonomy places the organism in Eukaryota, Fungi, Ascomycota, Eurotiomycetes, Eurotiales, Aspergillaceae. Gene Ontology annotation, molecular function: zinc ion binding; DNA-binding transcription factor activity, RNA polymerase II-specific; sequence-specific DNA binding. Gene Ontology annotation, biological process: DNA-templated transcription; positive regulation of transcription by RNA polymerase II.
AUGUCAAAUAAUUCAUUCUUGGACAAACCGUUACUUAAAGUCAGCCGGCCCGUGGCUGCGUGCUCCAGAUGUCGGACGGCCAAGAUCAAGUGCGACGGCAAGCUGCCUGCUUGUUCCGCCUGCGAGAGAGUCGGAAAGGCCAACACCUGCUCCGGCGCCAGUGACGAAUUCGCCCGAGGCAAAGAGAGAAGCUACGUCGCCUCCUUGGAAGGCUACUGCGAAAGACUUGAGAGCCGAAUCGCAGACCUCCGCCGUCGCAAAGAAUCGCUCUCCACCGACGAGUCGGGGUACGUGCGGCAAAGCUCGAUCACCUCGCGAUCGUCCGCCGAUACCGUUGGACACGCGCAUCGGAAAGAAGUUUCGGAUAUCGAUGAUCUAGUAGGAGACUUUGGUUUCCUGUCUGUCAACGCAACCUCCAGGGAUUUCAAUGGAAUCCAGUCCAACACAUCUUUUGCCAAUCUUCUCCUAUCCCUUUCUACCGCCGAGCCUAUACCCAAGCAGUCGACCCAACUGCUCCCCGCCCGUCAUGAAAUCACUUCACUCUUGCAACAUUAUUUCGACACCUUUUUCACUCAACUGCCCUUCUUUGCCGAGACGGGAUUUUGGACCUCGGUGGAUAUUGUCUACCAGGCCGGCGGCCGCUUUGCAAAGCCCUUUGAUCAUUGGUUUAUACGAAUGGUAUUAGCCAUCACGUACGCGUCGAUAUCGUAUCAAUUCGGCGACCAGAAUUAUCAGAAUGCCCUGUCCUUAGUCUCCUCGGCUUUGGAUUAUGCCGAGGAAGUCCUGCAGCCGGGAUCCAUCGCCGGCAUCCAGGCCAUAUUGCUACUUGCCCAGUAUUCUCUUGUUGACCCCAAACAUUUUCGGUCCUGGUAUCUCGUGGGCAUGGCCGUCCGGGUCAUGGUUGAUCUGGGCCUGCACCAGGAUCCCCCGUCGGAUGUUCCGGCGACAGAGGAACAGCUAGAUAUCCGCCGCAGGGUUUGCCAUAGUGUUUACUCCCUGGACCGGAGUGUCAGCACUGCGAUGGAGCGGACCUUCUCGUUUUCUGAUGAUUCGAUCAACGUCGCUCUGCCGUCGGCACCGGCUCCCCUCAGUACCGGAUUGACCGAGCAGAGCCAUAUCUUUCUACACAAUUCGGAGCCGGCAUGGCACUUGGUUAAGAUUCGACAGAUUUUAUCAGCGGCGUAUCAGAGGAAAUACUUCAACGUGUCUGAUUCCGUUCCGCAUUCGCUCGCCUCUAACUGGACCCUGUUCGCGAAGACCCGCGAGUGGUUUGACCAUGCCCCCAAGGCCACCCCACGCUACUUCCCAAUGCUAUAUAAAUUGGAGCUCCUCUACACGAACGUGAUGACCCUGUCGCCCACCAGUCAAUAUUCCACUCUGUGCGAUUACGACAAAGUUCUGUUGUUUGAUCGAUGCAUCCAGUACAUCGCCGAACUCUACCGGAUCUUACAGAACGACAGCUGGUUGCCGUAUCUGACCUUCCUCGAUAUCCAGCGAGCGUAUCAGGUGGGCGAGCGCUUCAUCGACCUCGUCGCCCGGGAUUUCGAUCUCGUGCUAAGCCCCUCCGUGCCGGAGCUACCGCCGCUUCCCUACGAGACGCUGGUCCCGCCGACAUUAGAGGUCGACCGCACGAUCAACUGCCAGGGUCGGGCUAUGGAAUGCGUGUUUCGCACCCAGAACAUCCUCCAGCUUGGCGUGAGGAAAUGGAAGAUCACCGGGCUAUUCGACGCCUUCCAACAGCACUCGACCUGGCUCCGGGGACAGCUGAUGCAGCCAUCGGUUGCCUACCUGCCAGCAUCUGGAGCUUACGUCUCCGGCCCGUUACCCCCCACGGGGACUGGGUAUGCCGGGUAUAAGCAGUACACAUAG